UUGGUGAAUCAAAUAGAACCGUUUAUUCCCGGAACGAUCCCGUUCGCGCAGUUUUUGGAGCAGUUAGAUUGGGUGUUUGCGCAUCAUAAAGUGACAAGUCCGGAGGAACAAAAAGUGUCGUUUUGGCUACUUGUAGUAGAGAAGUUUAUAGUGAGCUGAAGCUUCUUUUUCCCGGAAAGGAUUUGAAAGCCGUGUCGUUUAAAGAGUUUAAAGAAGCGAUACGAUAAGACUGAAAGCGAUUUGAUCCAGCGGUACAAGUUUUAUCAACGUGUUCAAGGUCCGAAUGAAAGUGCGGAGGAUUUUAUUCUUGCUGUCAAGCUCCAGGCAGAAAUGUGUGAUUUCGGAGAGUUUAAGGACAUGGCGAUUCGUGAUAAGUUGGUUUGCGGUAUCAGUAACAAGGACUUGCAGCAACGUUUAUUCGACGAGGACGAUUUAACUCUGGCCAAAGCGGAGAAACUCAUUGUGAACAGAGAGUUAGCAGGAGCAAGAGCUAAGUUGAUCUCUGGUGAUUCGACUCGUGUUAGCGUUUUGAACAGACUUGGGAAGCGUGACAGUCGUGUAGUUUCUCGAGAUCGCUCACGAGGAAGGAGUCGAGAACCAAGCAGAAGGAGAAGUCGAAGCCGUUCAGUUUCUUUUGAUCGCAGGAAUCGUUCUUCAUCCAGGACUCAAAGUUUGUUUUGCAACUUCUGUCGUAGGAAAGGUCAUGUACGUCGUUUUUGUUAUGACCUGAAGAACAAAGCAAAAAAAAGUUGCUUGCGGUUAAAAAUGGAAGUCGAUUGUGGCGCUGCAGUUUUCGUCAUCAGUUUUGAGAUGUACGAGGGAGAUUUCGAUCAUAUUCCAUUGCAAAAAUGCGACAAGAAGUUAGCAGUGAUCAAUGGGAGUCGUUUGAAGGUUGAAGGACAGAUUCAAGUUUAUGUAGAGUUUAAUAAUCAGAAAAAGGAUGUUUAUCUGAUUGUUUUGCGAAGCGACAACUGUUUCACGCCUUUGCUUGGACGAGAUUGGCUGGAUCUGUUUGUUCCUGAUUGGAGAAGAGCGUUUGGAAGCAACAUCAAUCAACUGGCAGUUUCGACAGACCAGACCGUUGCAGAGAUACAGAGUUUCCGUUGGAGGUCUGGUGUAUCUGGCGCACCGCAAUCAACUCAAGGUGUUUGGCACUAAUAAGAAAAGGUGUGGUUUGAUUUUUGCAAGGGGAAAGGAGAGCAGUCCAGCACGUAAACGAAGUAGAGAAGACGAUAACGACGAGAGCUUUGACGACGAUGCUAGCGACUUUCUCGGUUUCGCAGCGGAUUCGUUUAUUUACCGAGACACACCUGACGAUCAACCAAUGGUUUGUGAUUCGGAUGGUGGUGGUUCGGGUAGCAGUAAUUUACCGCUUGAGGAGGUUGAUCCUCAAGAAGGCACGUCUACGCGGCAGUGGUCGCGAUCGAAACAAACGAGUUCGGCGGAAAGUUCGAGUCAUCAGUCCGUCAGUUUACGUCGUUCGAGGAGAUCGAAGCGUCCUCGGAAAGAUCCCGAUUUCGUAUUUUAUAAACAACAAAAGUUUAAACGACAGUAAAGUUUAGUCGGUUUCAAAAUCUAUUGGUUUGCGGUAGUUUAGUUUUGCCGUAGUUUGAAUUUAUAUGGCAGUGAAGUUUCGCCAUGAUCGAAUGUAAGUUUAAAAAUAAGGGGGAAGAACUGUGGUGACCACCCGGCACUACAGCCCUAAAUGAACAGCUGCUGGAUCAGCGUUCAGAGUUUUAAGACAAUAGAUAGUUUA
Malaya genurostris is the source of this 1756-nucleotide messenger RNA. RefSeq lists its product as uncharacterized. The record is from RefSeq and is a predicted model, not a curated record. The coding region runs from base 331 to 1158 and encodes 275 amino acids. The transcript has 2 exons. NCBI's taxonomy places the organism in Eukaryota, Metazoa, Arthropoda, Insecta, Diptera, Culicidae.